GAUGGUCUUCCCGGUCCUCCUGGUCUGAGGGGUGUUCCCGGGACUAUGGGUGACAAAGGAGUGAAGGGUCCGAUGGGAUUCCCGGGAGAUUCCGGGUUUAAAGGUGAUUCCGGUCUACCCGGACUACCAGGACUUCCCGGUGACCCUGGUCUUCCAGGAAUAGGACGUCCGGGGCAGCCAGGUCUGCCAGGUUUUUCGGGUCCAAAAGGUGAACUGGGAAUGCCUGGACCUCCAGGGCUUCCGGGAGACAGUGGGAGACCAGGAAUUUUGGGAAUGAAAGGAGACAUCGGUUUUCCUGGUCUACCCGGUCUUCCCGGCCAUAAGGGCGACAAAGGCGACCCCGCGAGAGAAGGAUAUCCGGGACCAGAAGGCGCGCCGGGACUCCCAGGGCUUGACGGACCUAAAGGUGAUAUUGGAUAUAAAGGAGAUAUAGGACUUCCAGGAAUUCCAGGAUUACCUGGAAUUAAAGGAGAGGGCGGUAUUCCUGGAUUGCCAGGACUGCCCGGAAUGGACGGCCCACCGGGUAAUCCUGGGUUUCUGGGCAAAGAUGGACUGCCAGGAUUCCCGGGAACUAAAGGAUUAAAGGGUGAUAGUGUUCCCGGACUCCCGGGACCGCCAGGAUAUGAUGGCUCACCCGGUUUGCCCGGACUUAAAGGUGACCGAGGAAUAAAUGGUUUUCCCGGAAUUGAGGGAAAGCCUGGUGUAAUGGGUUUUAAA
This is a messenger RNA of Oppiella nova, 717 nucleotides long. NCBI's taxonomy places the organism in Eukaryota, Metazoa, Arthropoda, Arachnida, Sarcoptiformes, Oppiidae. The record is from the annotation of a GenBank genome assembly.